Uranotaenia lowii is the source of this 1051-nucleotide messenger RNA. Its product is annotated as gamma-secretase subunit Aph-1-like. Gene Ontology annotation, molecular function: protein-macromolecule adaptor activity. NCBI's taxonomy places the organism in Eukaryota, Metazoa, Arthropoda, Insecta, Diptera, Culicidae. The record is from RefSeq and is a predicted model, not a curated record. The transcript has 2 exons. Gene Ontology annotation, cellular component: membrane; gamma-secretase complex; endoplasmic reticulum. Gene Ontology annotation, biological process: positive regulation of catalytic activity; Notch receptor processing; protein processing. Bases 163 to 882 code for a protein of 239 amino acids.
AUUUUUUUCCGGUGCACAAAUAAAGAAAACAAGAGUUUGACGUUAUACCAAACAUUUUUGUUAUUAGUCAUGUAAAACAAGGACUGUAGUGGGCUAAGUAAAAAGUUUUCUAAAGUGUUUGGUUUUUAGUCAAACGAGAAUCGUCGAUUUUAAUUAACUACCAUGACCGUUGUGGAAUUUUUCGGCUGUUCAUUCCUGGCCUUCGGACCUCCGCUGGCCAUGUUCACCCUGACAAUAGCCCAUGACCCUAUCCGGAUCAUAAUCCUGAUAGCUGCCUCCUUCUUUUGGCUGGUAUCGCUUCUUUUGUCGUCCUUGAUCUGGUUCACCGUUGUUCCGCUACGGGACAAGCUGGUGUUCGGGUUGAUCUUUUCCGUUUUUAUUCAGGAAGGUUUUCGCUUUUUGAUGUACAAACUUCUGCGGAAAACUGAGCGCGGGUUGCAAGAGGUGACGGAGAUUGUUCAGAUAUCCGACUACAAGCACAUUUUGGCGUACGUGUCCGGUCUAGGCUUCGGAAUUAUUAGUGGAGCGUUUUCCUUGGUCAAUAUUUUAGCCGAUUCGGUUGGACCGGCAACUGUGGGACUGAAGACCGGUUCCAGUAACUUCAUCGUGAUCAGUGCGGCCCAAUCGCUCUGCAUGAUACUGCUGCAUACCUUCUGGAGUGUGAUAUAUUUCAGUGCAUGGGACACGAAGAACUAUCAGCACAUUGCUUACGUGGUAGUAAGUCAUCUGUUUGUAUCGUGUAUGACUCUUUUGAAUGCCCAGGGAUUGUUCGCGGUCACGCUUACGUCGUCCUAUUUGGUGCUGCUCGUGACCAUGGUUCUAGCUUUCCGAGUAGUGGGAGGAACCGCUGGAUCGUUCAGGAAAUUCAUAACUUGCAAAUAAGAAUCUACCUGAUUAUCUCUCUCUGUUUCCAAUACACUAACUUUUAAGCUUUUUGAUAUACCUACUUAUCAUCAAUACCCAAAGUAAAGUACUGACUGUAGUAACGCAUUUCGUUCCAUAAUUCCUUAAUAAACAUCUUAUUUGUAAGAUUAAAUACACUUUCAUUAAA